Molecule: messenger RNA, 4552 nt
Organism: Eleginops maclovinus (Patagonian blennie)
Lineage: Eukaryota; Metazoa; Chordata; Actinopteri; Perciformes; Eleginopidae
Gene: tdrd12
Product: tudor domain containing 12
Exons: 35
Coding region: 139-4122 (1327 amino acids)
Biological process (GO): germ-line stem cell division
Molecular function (GO): nucleic acid binding; ATP binding
Source: RefSeq, a predicted model, not a curated record
GGCGCUGCACAGCGAUCUCUCUCGGUCACAUUCAGAAGGAAGUGACCCCCCUGUUACCACACCCACCGCUCCCCUGCAGAAGCUCGGAAACAGUGUCGUCUUUUAGACAUUGGUGUACAUUUGACCAACCUGCACACCAUGCUUAACAUAUCCAUUUUGAAGGUUGAAAGCCCGUCCUGCCUCUUGGGCCGGGUGGUUCUUGGUCGGGGCAGGGAAGCAGAGACCUUGGGUCAGUACGACAGUCUGCUGGCUCAGAUGAACCUGUUCUACCACGACGUCACCCAGGACCUGCACAAGCUGAAGCCCACAUCGUUAGAAGAGGGGCAGGUGUGUGUGGUGUACUGGGCGGCGAUGAAGUCGUGGUGCCGGGUGCUGAUUGAGUCCAUCUUCCUGGAUUCGGUGUCCUGUCUGGCUCGCUGCCUCCUGGUGGACCACGGAGAGAGACUCGUCGUCCCUUCAGACCAGAUCCGGAUCGCUAUGCAGCAUUUCCUCCAGCUGCCCUUCUGUGUGAGAAGGUUUCACCUGGCAGGAAUCAAACCGACAACCCUGCAAGUGUCCGUCCACGAUGAGAAGGCGAGACUCAUAGCGUCCACUCAGUGGGACAGCUCAUCUACUUUGUACCUGCACAGCCUGCUGCAAGCUUCCACUCAGACCGAGGCUGUGCUGCUUGAAUCCGAGGCGGACUCUACCUCCAUAGAGCUCUACCUGACUGUAGGAAACAUCAAGAUCUGUUUGAACGACGAUCUGGUGGCCAAGAAGUUUGCUUACUACAGCAGAGAGUCAGCUGACAGCGGGAUGGGCGAGCUGGACCAGCUUCCUGUCAUGUUGUCCUCCAGCGUAUUAACCCAGACCACCUGCAGCACCUCAAACAAGCCGAGCACAGACACCCAGUCCCCUGCUGCUAUUUCUUCAGGUCUUUCCUCUGCAGCCGGAACAGGGGCUGGUGUGCCACCUCGCUCUGCUCCGCUUCAGAACCAACAGCAUGAGCUGCAGCCCCGUGAAGCAGGCAGCAGAGAGCCUGAGAUUCUGCACAAGCAAGCGUUGACCAGCGUGAGUGAUGAAGGUGGAGCUGAAGGUGUUUGUGAGAGCAGUCCGAUGGAAUGUCUCGAAGAUGAAGCAGCAUGCAGGUGGAGCUCGAAGGAGAGAGCGUGGAGGAGUGAGACGGACUUGGCCUUUUCACGCCUCUUGGAGUGGUUGAACCCAGAGCCCGCGAACCCUGAUCCAGACUGUGCACACAACGCGGUUGUUUCCAGUGAUCCCAGGAUGAGUAGGAUACUGGUGCACUCCGCCCUCCCAGUGGAGCCCUGCAGCAGCCUGGACGACGCCCCCAUCACAGACGCUCUGCGCUGGGUGUUGAAGAGAAAGCAGAGCAGCAGUCUGACUCCAGCUGAGCGCUACAGCUGGCCCGCUGUAGCUCGAGGCUGCAACACCGUCAUCAUCUCGCCCGACGCCGAGCAGCCGCUCAGCUACAUCGCCCCGCUGCUCACACACAUCCUGCUCAACUCCAUCUUCGCCCGCUUCACCGCCACCGCAGGGCCCAUGGCAGUGCUGCUGUGUCCGGGCUGGGAGAAGGUGAUGGUGAUGAUGGAGCUGCUGGAGGAGAUGAAGCUCGGCUCCGCCCUCCACCCCGUCACCCUGCUGCUUGGCAUCAGGAAGGACGAGGCCAAGGCCGUCCGGAUCCCCAAGAACUGCCUGCUGCUGGUGACCACUCCCUUCACUCUGGUGCGUGUGCUGUCCUGCCAUCGCUUCUUGUUCCUGCGUCUGUGCCACCUGGUGCUGGACGAGGCCGACCGGCUCUUCACUCUGGCUCCAGAUCAGAUGGCGACCAUUUUGCAGCAUUUCCAGAAGGUGACCUCGAGCGAGGAGAAGACUUCCUGUCCGCAGCAGCUUGUAGCCGUGGCGAAGAAAUGGACCAUUCACAUGGAGGCUCUGUUAGCCAAUCACAUGCCGUACCCGUGCAUCGUCAUAACGGUCCCAAAGGAGGCCGCUCUCUACGGCGACGUUCAGCAGAUCAUCCUCAUGACUGUGGAGAGCAGUAAGAUCUCAGUGCUGCUGGGUGCGCUGGAUUUCAACCCCGACGUCGGCCAGAAGACUCUGAUCGUAGCCGAAUCUGCUCAGGAGGUGGAAGACGUGUUCAAGGCCUUGAGCAACAAAUCAGCGUUCUGCCUCAAGACCCACGAGGGGUUAACACAGCAGUUUGACUUUGUCAUCCAGCAGUGGAGGAAAGACAUCGGGCCCAGGACUCACGUUAUUCUGGUGACCUCCACCGAGUGUCUGGGGUGUCUGGGGAUCAGAGAUGCCACGUGUGUCGUCCACUACAGCUUCCCCACGUCCCCCAAAGUUUUCGGCAGCCGGCUGUUCUGCAUGUCCGAGAACUUCAGGAACCUUUCAGAGCGGGAUCAGACGGGAAGUCCUCGCGUCACCCGCUCCGUGCUGCUGUUCUCCGAGAGGAACAGCUGUCACGCGAUCGGGGUUCUGCAGUACCUGUACCGGACCGACGCCCCGCUCCCCCCCGAGCUGCUGUCCUUCACUCAGGGGGUCCACAGGGCCCGCGAGGAGCAGAAGACCCACAAACCUCUCUGUGGAUUCAUCAAGAGCUACGGAGAGUGCAGAGACAGCAGUGUGUGUCCCGACCGUCACACCUUCGUCUCCCAGCUGGAUCGGUCGGGGCUUCCUGCCUCGGGAAUCAUAGAAGUGCUUCCUCUCUACAUUAAGACGGCCUCCGUGUUUUACGGCCGCAUCGUCAGGAGGGAGGAUGGAGGUCUCCAGAGCAUGGCGUCGGAGAUGACGGCUUACUACGCCGACAAGAAGCCGGGAGCCGAGGAGAUGCUGGAGGGAGGAUUGUACGCCGUGCUGGAGGACGACUGCUACCACAGGGUGAAGAUCCUGUCCGUCCCCACCAGAGGGGACCGACUGUUCUUCACCGUGUUCGUCCGGUUCAUCGACGUGGGGAAGGAGGUGGAGGUGAAGUCCCAUCAGAUCCUGCAGCUCCCGGAGAGGUUCCACUCUCUGCCCGGCCAGGCCGUAGAGAUCAUUGUCUGCUGCGUCAAACCAAUCGACACAGAGACCGACUGGCACCCCAAGGUCACCAGAGCGAUCAGCCAGAAGAUCUGCGGUCUGCAGCACCGAGCCAGAGCCGUCUUCAGUCUGGGAAACACGGUGUUUGUUGAUCCAAUGGUCCGUUUGACGAAGGUGCCGGGUACGAAAAUUGUGAUCAACGAGUACACCGUGCAGUCAGAGAUCCUUGCCUCUGGGAUGGCCGUCAGUCACCCCGAGCACGUGGAGCUGCUGAGGGCGCUGUGCCAGGAGAGCAGUGGGGGGGCUUGCAUCUCUGAGUGUGCCAAUGGUCCGGUGUCUCUGGAGGUCCGGAUCAAAGAGGAGGAGGAAGUUCUGGCUGAAGCCGCCACACUAGCCGAGCUCGCUGACCUCCCUCCCCUCAAUCCCUGUGAGCCUCUCAGGCCAGAUUCUUCCUCAAUCCAGUCCCUGGUCCCAGCACCACCAGUAUCCGACCUCCACCUGGCUCCAGUGUGUGAUCAGAGACCCCUGAUGGUCAGCCAGUCAGCUACUGGACAGAAGAAGAGGAUCGAAGAUGGAGAACAUCACCCCCUGAUCAGCAAGACGGCUUUUCUAAACCCCAGGGAAAACGGUGUGUCUGCAGAAGAGGAUCAGAGCAGCCGCCAGCAGCUCGUCAGCAGUAAUGGUGCUGACUCCCCUGAAAGUUUCCACCCCCCGACCCGCUGGUACCAGACGUCCGACUCUGUGAUUGUGACGAUGAAGCUGAAGGAGCCGCAGAGCCAGAGCUGCCACUUCUUCCCGGACAGAGUGGUGUACAGUGGCAGCUUGAACGAGCGGACCUACAGAGCCGACCUGCAGCUUCACGCCAACAUCGCUCCGGACCGCUGCUGCUGGGAAAUGAGGUCCAAUGAGCCGGUCCUCAAACUGGUCAAACAGCAGCCGGGACCAUGGGAGAAGCUCGUCAGGAACAAGAAUAUUUUUGUGACUUACAACAUGGAGCACUUUGAGGAAAAUGAAGACAGAACCCCGAACGGUGUGUGUUUUGUGGAGAACAUCGGAAAUGACUACUGCUAUGCGAUGUCAGAGAGCGGCAGUGAGAGCGACUGAAGGAUGGAGACAAACACCCUGAGUCAUCUGUAAAGGGUUAAGGAAUAUUACGACCCGCUGUGUGAUUGAAGUGAUUUUAGGAACACAAACACAAAGCAGAUGAGCGUUCCCUUGUUGUUAGAGCACCUUGAGAUUUAAACUUUGGGGAGGCAAGUGUUGAGUUUGAUUCACAGUUCUUUAUUUCUCGUCUUUAAAAUCCCAGUUCUGCGUUACAGGAGACCAAACUGGGAUUAUUGGUAUCAAGCGAUUCAACGUGUUUGAACUUGUUACUGCGUUUACAUUGACAGCUCUGCUUUUCUAUCUAGCUUCUCAAACCUGAUUUGCACAUUUUAUUUCUGUUAAUUCUUAGUAUAUCCUGUGAGUUUUCACAUUUUUCAAAUCCCCAAACUGUUUUGACAUUUGAGUAAAAUAAAAACAAAUUGGAGGCCAA